Molecule: messenger RNA, 2030 nt
Organism: Nannospalax galili (Upper Galilee mountains blind mole rat)
Lineage: Eukaryota; Metazoa; Chordata; Mammalia; Rodentia; Spalacidae
Gene: Padi3
Product: peptidyl arginine deiminase 3
Exons: 16
Coding region: 36-2030 (664 amino acids)
Cellular component (GO): cytoplasm
Molecular function (GO): calcium ion binding; protein-arginine deiminase activity
Source: RefSeq, a predicted model, not a curated record
GGGUUUGGUGGCUGAAGCCCCCUUCCGAGACCAGCAUGUCUCUACAGAGGAUUGUGCGCGUGUCCCUGGAGCAUCCCACCAGUGCCGUGUGCGUGGCAGGCGUGGAGACCCUUGUGGACAUUUAUGGGUCGGUUCCUGAGGGCACAGACAUGUUCGAGGUCUACGGGACGCCUGGUGUGGACAUCUACGUGUCCCCCAGCAUUGAGGGGAGUCGAGAACGUGCAGAUACCAGACGAUGGUGCUUCAACAAGGGGCUGGAGAUCAUUGUGGUCAUGAACUCCCCCAGUAACGACCUCAACGACAGUCACGUUCAGAUCUCCUACCACUCCAGCCAGGAGCACCUGCCCCUGGCCUAUGCAGUGCUCUACCUCACCUGUGUGGACAUCACCCUGGAUUGUGAUGUGAACUGUGAGGGCCGACAGGAGAGGAGGUUCGUGAAUAAGAGGCAGUGGGUGUGGGGUCCUGCGGGGCAUGGAGCCAUCUUGUUGGUGAAUUGUGACCGGGAUGACGUGGGUUGUGAUGCCAAGGAUAACUGUGACCGGCACGUGCGUUGCCUGCAAGACCUGGAAGACAUGUCCAUCAUGGUCCUAAGGACCCAGGGCCCCGCAGCCCUCUUCGAUGACCACAAACUUGUCCUCCACACCUCCAGCCAUGAUGCCGAGCGGGCACGGGUCUUCCACGUCUGCGGUCCCGAGGACUCCUGUGAGGCCUAUAGGUGUGUGCUGGGCCAGGACAUGGUGUCCUAUGAAGUACCUCGCCUGAAUGGUGAUGAGGAGCGAUUCUUCGUGGAGGGUCUGUCCUUCCCUGAUACUGGCUUCCCGGGCCUCAUCUCCUUCCAUGUCACACUGCUGGAUGACUCCAAUGAGGACUUCUCUGAGACCCCAAUCUUCACCGACACAGUGGUGUUCCGGGUUGCGCCCUGGAUCAUGACACCCAGUACCCAGCCACCCCUGGAGGUGUAUGUGUGUCGGGUGAGGAACAAUACAUACUUUGUGGAAGCUGUGGAAGAGCUAGCCAGGAAGGCAGGCUGCAAACUGACCAUCUGCCCACAGGCGGAGAACCGUAAUGACCGUUGGAUCCAGGAUGAGAUGGAGCUGGGCUACUCACAGGCACCACACAAGACCUUACCCGUGGUCUUCGACUCCCCAAGGAAUGGGGAACUGCAGAACUUCCCUUACAAAAGGAUCCUGGGUCUGGAUUUUGGCUAUGUGACUCGGGAGCCACAAGACAGUUCUGUGAGUGGCCUGGACUCAUUUGGGAACCUGGAGGUCAGCCCGCCAGUGGUGGCUAAUGGGAAGGAGUAUCCACUGGGAAGGAUCCUCAUUGGGGGCAACCUGCCCGGGUCGAGGGGCCGCAGAGUCACCAGGGUGGUGCGGGAAUUCCUCCAUGCACAGAAGGUGCAACCACUGGUAGAGCUGUUUGUGGACUGGCUGGCAGUAGGCCACGUGGAUGAGUUUCUGAGCUUCGUCCCUGCUCCGGAUGGGAAGGGCUUCCGGCUCCUCCUGGCCAGCCCCAGCGCCUGCUUCCGGCUCUUCCAGGAAAAGCAGAAGUGGGGGCAUGGCAGGGCCCUCCUGUUCCAGGGGGUCAUCGGUGACAGGCGAGUCAAGACUGUCUCCAUCAACCAGGUCCUUUCUGACAGGAACCUUAUCAACUUUAAUAAGUUUGCACAGAGCUGCAUCGACUGGAACAGAGAGGUGCUGAAGCGGGAACUGGGCCUGGCCGACCAUGACAUCAUCGACAUCCCACAGCUCUUCAAGUCGGAGAGGAGGAAGGCGGUGGCUUUCUUCCCUGACUUGGUGAACAUGCUGGUGCUGGGGAAACACCUGGGGAUCCCCAAGCCUUUUGGACCCAUCAUCAACGGCCGCUGCUGCUUAGAGGAGAAGGUGCGCUCCCUGCUGGAGCCCCUGGGCCUGCACUGCAGCUUCAUUGAUGACUUCACACCAUACCACAUGCUGCACGGGGAAGUACACUGCGGAACCAACGUGCGCCGGGAGCCCUUCACCUUCAAGUGGUGGAACAUGGUGCCCUGA